UUUCAUUUGUAUCCCGCUCUUUUCUCGCUCUAAAAGCUUUAGCUACUAGCUAGACAUACAAAUUAAUAUCCUAUACAUCGUCUUCUCUUUCCUUUCUAAUCUUUCUUUCUCUCUGGUUUUCUUGAAAUGCCAGAACAAGCAACGAGUUCCAUUGUUGCAAGCUCGUUACCUUCGAGCAGUGACAGAUCUUCUAGCUCCGCCCUUCAAAUCAAAGAAGGGCUGGAGAGCGAUGAAGAGAUUAGAAGAGUGCCGGAGAUGGGAGGAGAAGUUGCCGGAACGUCUGGAUCCGGUGGUGGGGGUGAAGCCGGUCGAGAUAGAAGGCAGUCAACGUCUGAAGGAGGAGGGAGAAAGAGGGGAAGAAGUCCGGCUGAAAAAGAGAACAAAAGACUGAAGAGAUUGCUGAGAAAUAGAGUGUCUGCUCAACAAGCAAGGGAAAGGAAGAAGGCAUAUGUAACUGAGUUAGAGGGUAGGGUUAAAGAAUUGGAGAAAAAGAACUCAGAAGUGGAAGAGAGAUUGUCCACUUUACAGAAUGAGAACCAGAUGCUUAGACAAAUAUUGAAAAACACAACAACAGGGAAGUAAAUGCAGAUGAUGAUAAAUAACCAAUUCUAUCUCUAAGACCCGAUUAGUUGUGUUUAGAGUUUGAUUUAACUGUUUGUUGGUAGGAAUUAGGAUCAUCUGGAGCUCAUUUUACACAUUUUGUUGAGGAGGAGUAGAAUUGGAAAACUAUUUUGAAAUGGGCUGAAAUUUGUUUGUUUAAUUUGGGAUUUGAAAAAUAAAAUGGGUAUUUAGAUAGUUAUAAGUAAAAUAUCUUAGUAUUUUAAAUCCUUAUCAUAAAUAAGGGCACUUAUUUUUGGUAGAUUUUAAUCUACAAAACAAAGUCUUGGAGAGACUUUAUUAUUAUUUUAUAAUAUAGGAAUAUGAAUCUUUAUUAUUAUUAGUAUUGGAAUGUAUUAUACUAUUAUUAUGUAUAUGUUGGACAGUAUCUGCAUUUUAUAACAUGGAGGACAGACAAUUAUUAAAUUA
Messenger RNA from Impatiens glandulifera, 1026 nucleotides. RefSeq names its product transcription factor HY5-like. Gene Ontology annotation, cellular component: nucleus. The record is from RefSeq and is a predicted model, not a curated record. Gene Ontology annotation, molecular function: DNA-binding transcription factor activity, RNA polymerase II-specific. The coding region runs from base 127 to 582 and encodes 151 amino acids. NCBI's taxonomy places the organism in Eukaryota, Viridiplantae, Streptophyta, Magnoliopsida, Ericales, Balsaminaceae. The transcript has 4 exons. Gene Ontology annotation, biological process: regulation of photomorphogenesis; response to far red light; positive regulation of transcription by RNA polymerase II.